AUGUUCAGUCCAAGCCCGGAAGAGGAGGAAAGAGGACCGUUAACACUCCCGAAAGAGGAGCCAUCCCAAUUUGACCCUUCAACAGGAUUGGGCGCCGGCCCACAGAGCCAAAACAACAAUUCGCUUGCUUUAAACCAAAAUUGGCUCUUUUUGACGAAGGAUCAAUGGCCUGCAAACAGCCCGGAUCUCAAUCCGUUAGACUUUUCGGUUUGGGGUUUUAUGGAAGAACAAUUGAGAAAUAGGAAAAUCAACAAUUUGAAUGAUUUGCGUCAAGAAUUGAUCAAAAUCUGGAACGACUUAGAUGCAAAUUAUCUCCGCCGCACCGUCGAUUCUGUAAAGAAGCGAAUUGAAGCCUGUAUCAAAGCGGAUGGAGGCCACUUUGAAAAUUUCUUG
Mesorhabditis belari is the source of this 393-nucleotide messenger RNA. The record is from the annotation of a GenBank genome assembly. NCBI's taxonomy places the organism in Eukaryota, Metazoa, Nematoda, Chromadorea, Rhabditida, Rhabditidae.